AUGAAUUUUAAUUUUCAAAAAACGGGAGAUGGAAGUGCUGUUUCUGCAACGUCUGGGUCGAUAACAACAGGACUUUCAGCUCCAGGACCUGCAAUAACAACAGCAGCAACAACAAUAGCGACAACAGCUACAACAAUAUCAUUACAAACUACCACAACUUCUUCAGCAUGUACCACAUCAACUACAUCUGCAAUUACAAGUACAACUAUUACUGUUAGUGCUGCUCCUACAGCUACAUCUUUGACUCUGGGAGCCAAACCCAAUGUCCAAGCUUGUAAUAUAACCUUUGCUCAGCUAGAAGAAAAUAUAAAUAAAUGGACUAUUGAAUUGGAAGAACAAGAAAAAGUUUUUAUGAAUCAAGUUGCUCAUAUUAAUGAAUGGGACAGAUUGUUAUUAACAAAUGGAGAUAAGAUAGUCAGCUUAAAUCACAAUGUCGAAAAAGUAAAAUUAGAACAGCAACAAUUAGAUCAUGAGUUAGAUUUUAUAGUUGCUCAGCAGCGAGAGUUAGAAGAAUGUUUAUUACCCUUGGAAAAAGAAAUGGCUAAUGUAAAUGUGUCAGAUCCAGACAGAGAUGCAAUGUUUUUAAUUGUUCAAAUUGGUAGAAUAUUAAAUGCACAUAUGAAUUCACUUCAAUGGGUUGAUCAAAAUACAGCUGUUAUUAAGGAGCAUUUGGAUCAAGUUACAAAACUUACUGAAAUGCACAGAAGAGAAAAUGAUUCUACUCAACAUUUGUAA
Molecule: messenger RNA, 735 nt
Organism: Pediculus humanus corporis (human body louse)
Lineage: Eukaryota; Metazoa; Arthropoda; Insecta; Psocodea; Pediculidae
Exons: 6
Coding region: 1-735 (244 amino acids)
Biological process (GO): RNA export from nucleus; protein import into nucleus
Cellular component (GO): nuclear pore; nuclear pore central transport channel
Molecular function (GO): structural constituent of nuclear pore; phospholipid binding
Source: RefSeq, a predicted model, not a curated record